AUGGAACUCUGGGAGAGGGAAUGCAGGAGCCCCCCGCUGAGUUCAGAGGAAUCAGGACAGCAAGCAGCAGGGGUGCAGGGGGCGGGGGGCGCGCCCUCUGGCCCCAGCACCUUCACCUCUGCCGCCUUGCCCUACCCACUCCCAGGCCUGCGGCUUCAGGAGGUACUGGACGUCGCCAACCGAAACCGGCGGGGUUGGAUUCCGCGCGAGGAAGGAGAAGGCCACUUCCCCAAAGCGCUCGUCUCCACCCGCUGGCGCACUCGCAAGUUCGCGAGGCACCGAGCCUUGCAGGCUCCCAAUUCACCAGCACGCUGGAAGCGAACGAGUUGUCGGAGAGCCCCGCUGCUGUGGUGCCCCGCGCGCCAUGCAAUCCCUCUGCCUGACUGGCCCCCGACGCCCUGCGCCCUACGGCCCUCGCCCUUCCCGCACCCUGUGCUGCACUCUCUCCACGGCUUGGCCCGCGUACUACUCUUCCCAGCCUAUUGGGCCCUAGAUCAGCUGCUGGGUUGCUGGGCGCCCAAGGCUCGCCCCAGCAACUGGAGGUGGCUGAGCACAGCAGUGGGCGCCGGAGUGGCGCUGCUGCUGCUGCUGCUUCUCGUUGGUCUGCCGCUGGCACUGCCGGGCCUGCUGCUCUGGCUGCUGCUGCAAGCCUGGCGCCGCCCCUUCUGCUACUGGCCCCCUUCGCAGUGCUGGACGCCCCCCGCGCCCUGGUACCCCCCAGCUGAGCCCGCGCGCUGCUUCGGCUUCCUCAGCGCCAACCUGUGCCUGCUCCCCGACGGGUUGGCGCGCUUCAGCAACUUGCAGCACAGUCAGCGGCGGGCCGAAGCGGUGGGCGCCGUGCUGCUCGCAGGCCUGCGGCGUUCGCGCUCUGGGACUACCGACUGCGGUCCACCAGAGCAGGGGAUGCCAUGCGGGGUGCUGAUAGGCGCCAUGCCAGCGAGCCUGGACUUCGUGUGCCUGCAGGAGAUGUUUGAUCUCCGCGCAGAGCGCCGCCUGGUAAGCCUCCUGGCACCCAAACUGGGUCCGGUGUUGUACGACGUGGGCACAUUCGGCCUGCAGCCUGGACUGCACCUCAAGCUGCUGGGCAGCGGGCUGCUGCUGGCCUCGCGCUACCCGCUGCUGCGCGCCACCUUCCGGUGCUUCCCCUACGCGAGUCACGAGGAUGCGCUGGCCUCCAAGGGACUACUUUCCGCCCAGGCUCAGGUGGGCAUCCUGGAUGGGCGCCGCAUCGUGGGCUUCCUGCACUGCACGCACUUGCAGGCACCGAGUGAGGACGGGCUCUUGCGCUGCAAACAGCUCACGCUGCUGCUGGACUGGGCCGAGCAGUUCGAGGCUGAGAGCCGCCAGAGUGACGAGGCCGUGGCCUUCAGCGUGCUCCUGGGGGACCUAAACUUCGACAACUGCUCGCUAGACCACGCGCAGGAGCAGGAGCACAAGCUAUUCCACUGCUUCCAGGACCCCUGCCGACUGGGCACGCGCCAGGAGCAGCCCUGGGCCCUGGGAACCUUGCUGAGAACCUCCAAGCUCCGCCACUCGGUGGCCUGCUCCCCAGAGAUGCUGCGGAUGGCCCUGGAGCAGGAGGAAGGGCGCCGCCGCUACCUGGCAGGUCCUCUCAGGGGAAGCUGCAGAGCGAAGCCCUGGCGGGGCCGGCGCCUGGACUACAUCACAUACCGAGGAGUGCCCGGAGGCCUUCUGAGCCCAGAGGUGGAACAGGUGACAUUCAGCACUGCCCUGGCAGGGCUCACAGACCACCUGGCCGUGGGACUUCGGCUCCGUGUUUCCAUGCCCUCCUAAGGCAGGCAUGCAGGAGGCAGGUGCCAGGACAGCCUCCUGGGCCCUGCGGUACUCAUAGACGCUGCCGCGCUCCGGGAAGGCCAAGGGCUGCGAGGGUGACCCCAGCGGUGGGGCAGGGUCUUCCGGGUCCCCAUAGCCCCCGCCUCCUGGAGUGUGAAGGCAGAA
Molecule: messenger RNA, 1959 nt
Organism: Sus scrofa (pig)
Lineage: Eukaryota; Metazoa; Chordata; Mammalia; Artiodactyla; Suidae
Source: RefSeq, a predicted model, not a curated record